AUGGCGAUACCACGAAAGCCGGUCCCAGACAUUACAGAUGCCUCAAUGUCACCGCGGGCUUCAAUCAGCGUAGGCCAUGGGGCUCUAUACCAACCCCAGACUUCAUGUUUGGCUUCGAACACCGACGCCGUCAACGAGCCUACCUCCGAGACAAACAGCCUCACCUCGGACAGGACCAAGAGCCGAAAUUCAAAGGGCAGCUCCAGCGGGUGCGGCUGGAUACUAGAGAUUUGCGCUCUGGUUCUAAGCAUUACAGCUUUGGUCACAGUCGCUGCCCUUCUACUGGCGUACGACGGAAAGCCGUUGUCGACAUGGUCCUUCUUCCUCACCUUCAACACAAUCAUCUCCAUCCUGGGCACGAUAUCUCGGGCUACUCUCGCAUUUGCCAUUGGCGCUUGUUUAAGCCAGGAAAAAUGGAACUGGUUUAAGCGUAAGGGUGAUUACGUGAUAAGUUACGACCGGUUUGAGGAAGCGGGACGUGGCCCUCUGGGAAGCGCCCGUCUUCUGUGGCGUAUCAAGCACAAGCAUUGGGUAUGUUUCGGUGCUCUGGCAACGAUUGUCUUGCUCGGGUUCGAACCUUUCCUCCAGGCAGUCAUCGAUCUCUACGAGAAAGAAGUCCCAUUGUAUAGGGAAGGUGUGGAGGCCAAAAUUGGCAGCCUGAAGAUACUCGACGUCGGUAAGGCAACAACUAGUGGUGAGGAUCCGGUGUCGUUCAUCCCAAUGCCGAAGCCACUAGAAUCGCUUAGGAUCGAACCAAUCGUCCUCGAAUACGAUCUCGGCUCACUCUCCGCCAUCUGGACGGCAUUCAACAAUCUCAACUCCUACAGCAACCAGCAACCUUCUUUCAGUUGUGUAACUGGAAACUGUACCUGGCAUCCUCAUGCCUCUUUGGCAGUUUGCAGCGUCUGCAAUGACAUUUCAAGCCACUUGGUGAAGUCUACAGGCCAUGCUGUUCUUUUCGACCAAGCCGUUACGGUUCCAAAUACUACAGAGACAUUUGUUACCAAGUUCCCUUACACCAAAUUCGAACUUCCGACGAUGAACAUGAACAUUUCCAACUUCGAUGACGGUUGGGGGCCACAGGUCGAGCUCACAAGCCAGUCUACUACGCAGCCUGGGAGUACACUAUCAUUCCAAAACUCAACGCUGUUACUUGUCUCAUUUGCCAUGAUGAGAUUAAACCCCAGCACUCGGAAAAGCAGAAAGCCAUCCGGUGACGCCACUGCCCUUGAAUGUGCCUUAUCCUUCUGCACCAACAUAUACCGCUCGAGUGUCAAAAAGGGUGUUCUACACGAAGAGAUUCUCGGCUCACAUUCCAUUCGAAACCUCGAAUCCUACUUAGCAGUUUCGGAAGCGGAUAAUUCUAACUCAUCCAGGGUCUUCAACGAAAUGUCGAAUCACACACUUGACUUUCACCAGCUCGGAGAAUUCCAGCGAACGCCAUUACAGCUCGACAUACCGGCGUACCAUAACGUCACAGCACUAUUGGGCGCAUACAAAGGGCCAUUUCUCAUAUCUCAGGCCGCCGCCGCGACACUGACGGCUGCAUUUGCGGAGAGGUUUGCCAGGCGUUACCCUCCCUUCGCAUCGAAGCAGCUUGUCUAUCCAACCUUUGAUUCAUUCGAGCCUGAACAGCCUUCUGUGAUCAACGAACUCGGCAAGUCAAAGAAUCUAACUGCCACGUUCGAGAUAGCCGCCCUCGCAAUGACCAAAUGGAUGCGUGACGUUUCGCUGAAAAAUCACCCCCAUCUCGGACUUACGCGUGAGGCAGUCAUUCAUAUACGUGUCAGAUGGGGGUUUAUGUUAUUGCCAUUUGGUGUGCUUUACGGCGGAUGUCUCUUUUGCAUGUUCUCGAUGUUUGAGACUUGGAGGCUACAAAUCCCGGUCUGGAAAGGUAGCUCCCUCGCGGGGUUGACGUAUGGGCUGGAUAUAGAGGCAAGAGAGCAGCUCAGAGGAGCGGAAGACAUUUCAGAGCAUGCUAAGCGUAUCAAGAUCAGAAUGAUUGAUUCCGUGUCGGGGCCGGAGCUAGCCUUAUGCGACAGUACGGAUUCAGUAGAUGAGGCUGAUGGAGACAAGCAUCGAGGAACGGGUCGUUUUCAUAGUCAAUAA
Molecule: messenger RNA, 2109 nt
Organism: Colletotrichum abscissum
Lineage: Eukaryota; Fungi; Ascomycota; Sordariomycetes; Glomerellales; Glomerellaceae
Exons: 2
Coding region: 1-2109 (702 amino acids)
Source: RefSeq, a predicted model, not a curated record